GCGCCAAGUGGUGUCCCGCCGCACAUUAGCGUCUUUUGAAUGAAGUUGAUGUAAACUGUAAGUCAGUCUGCUGCUCUCUGUCCGCCUCUGCUCCACUCGGAGUCCACUCCUUCCUCUUUUUUCCCCCCACUUCCACGCUUCGUAGUAUCAGACACUUGCUAGUUUGACACCACUUUCACGACUUGAGUGCUGCUUUCACCCCCCCACCCCCCCCAGAUUUGGGAUUUAUUUCUUCUUCUCCGUUUCUUCCGAGGGUUUCAUCCGCGUCGGACUGCGCUAUGUGGUGGAUGCUGUUUCCACGAUGGAUUUGGUUUCUCCUGGGACAUUUUUCCACCGUGGUGCUGUUCAUGGACAGUGUGAGAUGCAUGCCGAUGUCCGUGGCCAAAGUGGUUUACUCUCAUGCGGGUCUGUGCCCCAAUGAGCUCAACCCCAACCUGUGGGUGGAUGCUAUGAGCACCUGCAUCAGAGAGUGUGAAUCGGACCAGGACUGCGAGACGUUUGAGAAGUGCUGCCCCAACGUGUGCGGCAACAAGAGCUGCGUGGCUGCGCGUUACAUCGACAUCAAGGGCAACAAGGGGCCCAUCGGCAUGCCCAAAGGCGCCACCUGCGACAAGUUCAUGUGCUCCCAGCAAGGCUCCGAGUGCGACAUCUGGGACGGGCAGCCCGUCUGUAAGUGCCGGGACCGCUGCGAGCGAGAACCCCACUUCACGUGCGCCUCUGACGGAAUGACUUACUAUAACAAAUGUUACAUGGACGCCGAGGCGUGCUCCAAGGGUGUCUCUAUCUCUGAGGUCACCUGCAGGUACCACCUGACCUGGCCAAACACCAGUCCAAUCCCAGCGGAAACCACCCUCCAUCCAACCACGGCUCUCCAAACCACCCUGCCAGCCGACAUCCACCCUCCCGCCAUCCACAGCGGCCCCACCCAGCAGGCCGUUUUUGUGGGCGAGACGGCCAGCUUCCUGUGCGAUGUAUCCGGGAAACCGCAUCCGGAAGUCACUUGGGAGAAGCAACUGAAAUCCAAGGACAACAUCGUUAUGAGACCGAAUCACGUGCGGGGGAACGUGGUGGUCACCAACAUCGGGCAGCUGGUCAUCUACAACGCUCAGCUUCAGGACGCUGGAAUCUACACGUGCACGGCCAAAAACGUAGGAGGAAGCGUCUCGUCGCAUUUUCCCUUGUUGGUAAUCCGAAGAGAAGAUAAAGGGAAAGAAGCAGAACGGAAUGACACCAAUUUUCCCUUCCCUCCCGCGGAGUGCUUAAAAAGUCCGGACACGGACGACUGCGGGGACGAGAGCAUGAGUUGGUACUACGAAUCCAGCAGGAACAACUGCUUCACCUUCACAUACAGUCAAUGCAAUAAGAACCGCAACCAUUUCGACACCUACGACGUAUGCAUGCUGGCAUGCGGCGGGGAGCUAGCAGCUCCAUGUAGCCUACCUAGCUUCCAGGGGCCCUGCAAGGCAUACGAGCAACGCUGGGCCUACAGCAACGUUCUCAAGAAAUGCCAAUCUUUUAUCUACGGUGGAUGCGGCGGCAACGAGAACAACUUCGAGUCCAAAGAAUCCUGCGAAAGCAUGUGUCCGUUUUUGAGGAACCACAACUGCAAAGCGUGUAAACCUCGCGGGAAAAUGGUGACCACUUUCUGCAAGAGCGACUUCGUCAUACUGGGACGGGUCACCGAGCUCACAGAGGAACAGGAUUCGGGUCACGCUUUGGUGACGGUGGAGGAGAUCCUGAAAGAUGAGAAGAUGGGUCUCAAGUUCUUCGGGAAAGAACCCUUGGAGGUGACUCUACUCAACAUGGACUGGAACUGCCCCUGUCCGAAUAUCACCGUCGCAGAGAGUCCGCUCAUCAUCAUGGGGGAGGUUCACAACGGGAUGGCCGUCCUGCAGCCGGACAGCUUUGUUAGCUCAUCCAGCGCUCGGAAAAUCAGGAAGCUUCGGGAAGUUGCCCACAAGAAAAGCUGUGGGUUCUUCAAAGAGUUCCCCGCCGCACAGUAGAGCGACAUUGCAAACAACCGUCGUCGGAAUGACCCUAUUUUCCUUAUACCAUAACUUGAGCCUAGCCCAGCCUAAUAUUAAAUUCCCAAAAUGUAUUUUCGGGAAAAAGUGCAAAAUAAUCUUUUAUGGCGGCAUCCACAUGGGAACGUUUCCAGGUCAAAAUUGCAAAGUUAUAGUUAUGGUUCUAGUUGCAUAUUGUUUACAUACUUCAUGUUAUAAGUCAUAAUUCCACGCCUUUUAAACAUAUUUUAUUGUCUCCCAGGCAUCCACACAAAAGUGGCGUUCCGGGUGCCCUAAUACGCAAUAUUCCCAAAAACGGAAACAACUGGAAAUAAGCAAAUAGUAAUUGAUGACAUCACCGAACCAUCGCAGCAUGCAAAAAUUUUCCAAAUAUUUUUAAUAUAGUUUGAAAAAUUAUUUUAUUGUCUCCCAGGCAUCCACACAAAAGCGGCGUUCCGGGUGCCCUAAUACGCAAUAUUCCGAAAAAUGUGGGAAAAUCUGGAAACAAGCAAAUAGUAAUUGAUGACAUCACCGAACCAUCGCAGCAAGCAAAAAUUUUCCAAAUAUUUUUUAUAUAGUUUGAAAAAUUAAUUAUACUAAAUUAUGACCAUAUUUCCAUAAUAUUAUCACCCAAUUUUUUUCAAUUGCUUUAUUUUGUUUCUCAGUAUUUUCUCUUUAAUAUUGCAACUUUAUGCUUCAAAAAGGACAUUAUUUUUUCCUCAUCACAUUAUGUUAUUAAUUAUUAAUUCUAUGAAAACUGCUACUUUUUUUCCUUUUUACAAUACAUAUUUUUUUUUAGAUUUUGACUUUAUUCUCAUAAAAUUCCAGCUUUUUUACAUUUCUUUUUUUUAAUUAUACAACUAUUUCAACAUUAUUGAAGGAUUUUUUUCUUUCUGCAAUUAUGACUUGAUUUCCAUAAUAUUUUGACUUUAUUCUCAUAACAUUAUAACUUUUUCCACAACCCAAUUUUAAUAUUCUGUUUUGUAAAAUAUAUUCAUAUUUUUUAAAAUAAUUUUUGCUUUUUUGAGGUUUUAUUGUAUUUGAUUCAUUCAUUCAUUUUCUACUGCUUUUUCCUCACAAGGGUUGCGGGGGUGCUGGAGCCUAUCCCAGCUGUCUUCGGACAAGAGGCGGGGUACACCCUGGACUGGUGGCCAGCCAAUCACAGGGCACAUAUAGACAAACAACCAUUCACACUCACAUUCAUACCUAUUACAUUCAUACCUUUUUCCACAACCUAAUUUUAAUAUUCUGUCUUUUUUGUCGUAACAUUUUGGCUUUAUUUUCGUAAAAUAUAUUCAGAUUUUUAAAAAUAAUUUUUGCUUUUUUGAGGUUUUAUUGUAUUUAUUAUAGUUUUUUUUGUUUGGAGGGGAGAGUCAAUAUGGGCCGCAAAUGGCCCGCUCUCCGCACUUUGGACACCCCUGGUGUAGUUGUCAACAUUGUUGAAGGAUACAGUUUACAGACUUCCUGUUAUAAGUCACAAUUCCACGCCUCUAAAACGUAUUUUAUUGUUUCCCAGGCAUCCACACGAAAGCGGCGUUCUGGGUGCCCUAAUAUGCUAUAUUCCGAAAUCCGAAAAUCUGGAAACAAGCAAAUAAUGACAUCACCGAACCAUCGCGUCACAUGACCAGAAGUGAGUUUUAACACACUGACAUGCCGUAUGUCUUCUUCUUCUACAGUUUGGUGCGUCACAUGCUAACCACAAUCACAUGUCCGUCGUUUUCACCUAGCAAUCCGUUCCCGUCGAAAUGCAAUUAUUCAUUCAUUUUCUACCGCUUUUCUUCACGAGGGUCGCAGGGGCUGCUGGAGCCUAUCCCAGCUGUCUUCGGGUACACCCUGGACUGGUGGCCAGCCAAUCACAGGGCACAUAUAGACAAACAACCAUUCACACUCACAUUCAUACCUAUGGACAAUUUGGAGUCGCUAAUUAACCUAGCAUGUUUUUGGAAUGUGGGAGGAAACCGGAGUACCCGGAGAAAACCGAGAACAUGCAAACUCCACACAGAGAUGGCCGAGGGUGAAAUUGAACCCCGAUCUCCUAGCUGUGAGGUCUGCAUGCUAACCACUCGACCACCGUGCAGCCCUAAAUGCAAUUAUUUACUAUUUAAUCCCAGGAAUGUUUCCAUGUGGACAGGGCCUUGAAAAAUAAAAAAAAGCUAAUCAAGUCUUGGAAAAAAAACAAAUUUCUGCUUGACGUCCAAUUUGUUAUAAUUUCACCAUAAAUAUUGCUUAAUUAACUACUGUUAAAUAAAACUAAAACAAAGUAAAAUUACUCACAUAUCAUUGAAAAAAGGGGUGUUUGCAGGUUUGUUUUCACUUUUAUUUCAUAGAUUUUGGGCUCAACCAUAAUUUCAAACCCAUAAAGUUGGUUCAUUUGUCCCUGAGUCAACAUCCCUCACAUAGCAGCAUAAAUAUUGUUUAAAUAACUACUGUUAAAUAAAACUAAAACAAAGUAAAAUUACUUACAUAUCAUUGAAAAAAAUGGGUGUUUGCAGGUUUGUUUUCACUUGUUUUUUAAUAGAUUUCGGGCUGAACCUCAAAUUGUGCGACUUUUCGGACGACGCAGGAACAAUAAGCUGUUUGAUUCCGCUCAUGUGGAAUCACUUCCAAUACAGGAUUAUCUCUAUAUUUAUUUAUCCUUUAUGUCUUACAGAGAAUUAGCCGUAGCUAUGAAUUGAAGUAUACGGAGAACGAAUGAAUAAAGAUGAUUUUAGGAGAUUUGUGCUGCUUGGAUUGUUUUUUUCCCCCCUGGU
Molecule: messenger RNA, 4753 nt
Organism: Doryrhamphus excisus (bluestripe pipefish)
Lineage: Eukaryota; Metazoa; Chordata; Actinopteri; Syngnathiformes; Syngnathidae
Gene: wfikkn2a
Product: info WAP, follistatin/kazal, immunoglobulin, kunitz and netrin domain containing 2a
Biological process (GO): transforming growth factor beta receptor signaling pathway
Cellular component (GO): extracellular region
Molecular function (GO): transforming growth factor beta binding; receptor antagonist activity; serine-type endopeptidase inhibitor activity
Source: RefSeq, a predicted model, not a curated record